UCAAAGGCUAAAGCGUGUUGUUCUCAGUUGUUCUUCAUCACCAAGCCACAUUUAAAAACCGGCUUGCAAAUUGUUCACAUUUGGCUAAAAAUGGGUGGAAAUGAAACUGAAGAGAAAAACUCGAUGAAAAUUCGUGAAAAUUUAUACCGCUUGAUCAUAAGUCAGCUCUUUCACGAUGGUUACCAGAAUUUGGGACUCAGUCUAUCGUCCUUGGUACAGGCCGAGCCUCUGUGCCCUCCUUCAAACAGACUUCACCAUUUGGUACAGUACGGCUUGCAGCAUGAGCCAGAUGCUCCACGGCCGGUGACCAAAGUUGAAAGCCUUCUCGGUGCUGGGCUUGACCUCGAAUAUGAGACCGACAUCCAAAGCUUGGCCCCGGAACCAGCUCUGUAUGAAACGGCUUAUGUCACCAGCCACAAAGGACAGUGCCGAGCUGGCGCUUUCAGUUUAGAUGGAAACUUGGUCGCCACUGGAAGUGUUGAUGCCUCCAUCAAAAUUUUAGACGUGGAGAGGAUGUUGGCCAAAUCAGCACCUGACGCCGAUGAGAGAGGCACAGGCCAAGACCAGCAAGGCCACCCUGUCAUACGAACCUUGUAUGACCAUUUGGAAGAGGUGACUAGCCUGGAAUUUCAUCCCAAAGAGCUCAUCUUGGCGUCUGGCAGUUCCGAUUACUCCAUCAAAUUGUUUGAUUUCAGCAAAACAUCAGUCAGAAAGGCGUACAAAACAAUCACAGAUUCUGAGCCGAUUCGAUGCAUGAAUUUCCAUCCAACUGGCGACUAUUUGUUGGUCGGAACUAGCCACCCAGUCAUUCGACUCUACGACGCCAACACUGCCCAAUGCUACGUCUGCUGUUUUGCAGCGCACCAACACAAAGACGAGAUCACCGCUGUGAAGUGGGCUCUUGAUGCAAAAGUGUUUGCAUCGGCCAGCAAAGACGGCGACAUCAAACUGUGGGAUGGAGUCUCAAACAAGUGCUUCAACACGAUCCAUAGGGCACAUGAUGGACAGGAGGUGUCUUCGUUAUGCUUUACCAGAAACGGGAAAUACCUGCUGUCCUCUGGAAAGGAGUCUCAGAUCAGGCUGUGGGAGCUGACUACUAACAGGUGUCUGAUAGCCUACACUGGGGCCGGUACAACUGGCCAGAAAGAAUACCAUGCCCAAGCUGUUUUUAACCACACAGAAGACUACGUCAUGUAUCCUGAUGAGAUGACAACAAGUUUGUGUGUAUGGAACUCUCGUAAUGCCUCCAGAAAACAGCUCCUUUCUCUGGGACACAACGGAGCUGUGCGGUAUAUAUGUCAUUCGCCCAAUUCUCCCUCAUUCCUGACGUGCUCUGACGACUUCCGAGCCAGAUUCUGGUACAGACGAAUGGCCCACUAGACCGUAAAUAUUAUGGUCUCAACGAGAUAAUUAAAAUUUUGGUCACCCCAUAGUUUUUUAAGUUAAGAAGAGGGAAAUUCUCCAACACAAUGCCAUUUAAAUUCUUUUUCUGUACAUUAAAGCUGUCUGAUUGAAUUAUAAACAUAGCUGUACUAAAAUUAGGUUUUGAAAUGUAGAAAAAAAUUAGUCUAGGUAAUAAAAUGAUCCUUCCAUAUA
Molecule: messenger RNA, 1596 nt
Organism: Cloeon dipterum
Lineage: Eukaryota; Metazoa; Arthropoda; Insecta; Ephemeroptera; Baetidae
Gene: CstF50
Product: cleavage stimulation factor subunit 1 Cst50
Exons: 8
Coding region: 91-1380 (429 amino acids)
Biological process (GO): mRNA 3'-end processing
Cellular component (GO): mRNA cleavage stimulating factor complex
Molecular function (GO): protein binding; RNA binding
Source: RefSeq, a predicted model, not a curated record